This is a messenger RNA of Colossoma macropomum (tambaqui), 864 nucleotides long. RefSeq names its product CD209 antigen-like protein E. The annotation marks the transcript as partial. NCBI's taxonomy places the organism in Eukaryota, Metazoa, Chordata, Actinopteri, Characiformes, Serrasalmidae. The transcript is spliced from 6 exons. The record is from RefSeq and is a predicted model, not a curated record.
GAGGAAGGUUGUAGCUUAGAUACAGUACGUCACAAUGAGAACGGUGGAGGGAAUGUAUGCUGGUGUGGGCAGCUUUAAGCUGAGUAAUAUGGACACAGAGGAGAUGACAGUGGUCAUUUAUUUUACUGAAGACACUGUUGGAGCUCAGGAUACCAGCAUAGAAACACAGGACACUGAGACACAGACGGAGACAAGGACACAGCAGAGUACAGACGUUAGAACAGGAAUCAGAUGUUCCAGACUGGCUGUGGUGUGUGUGGGGCUGCUGUGUGUUCUCCUACUGACCACCAACAUAGUGCUGUACAUGUACUAUAUUAGAGACCAAACCAUCAUAGUAAACAUCACUGCAGGGAGAGAGACCUUCUUAUCCAGUAUCAGAAACCUGACUGAAGAAAGAGACCAGCUAAAGAGCAGCUACCAGAAUCUGACUGAGGACGAUCACAUCUUACAGACCAAAUAUGAUCAUUUAGUGAAGCUGACUGAGAAAAGCUGGAUUAAAGAACUGAAGACUUUUGGAAGCAGCUUUUACUUUUUCUCCCCUGAGAAUAAGAGCUGGAGUGAGAGCAGACAGGACUGCAGAAAGGGAGGAGCAGAUCUGGUGAUCAUAAACAGCAGAGAGGAGCAGAUGUUCUUCAUUGACCAAAAGAAAGACAGCAGUUUCUGGAUUGGUCUGACCGAUGAAGAUGCAGAAAACACAUGGAAGUGGGUGGACGGCCAACCGCUGACUGAUAAAUUCUGGAGGUCAAAUGAACCUAAUGAUGCUGGUGAGGAGGACUGUGCUAUUUUCACCACUGCAGACAAAGACACUGAGCGAACAUGGAACGAUCUUUCCUGCUCAAGGAGAGAAAACUGGAUGUGUGAAUU